AUGAUUGAUUUACUACUUGACUUCCAUUCAGCCUCUCUGGCUGAACAGAUAGCAGAUAAACCCAAGAGGUCUGCUCUGAACCAACUCACCAGGACCCUCCUGCAUAAAUACAACUGUGGAGUCAGACCUGUUCAGAACUGGACCAGUCCCACGCUCAUCCACAUAGACCUCAUAAUGCAGUCUGUGCUUGAUGUGGAUGGAAAGACCCAGCAAGUAACCACAAGCAUUUGGUACCGGCAGAUCUGGACUGAUGAGUUCUUGGUGUGGGAUCCCGAGGAGUUUGACGGGAUCACUGAGAUCUCUCUGCCCUCUGACGCUAUAUGGGUGCCCGAUCUCAUCAUCAGUGAAUUUCAGGUGGUGUCUGCGUGUGACUUGGAGUUGUACGCCUUCCCCUUUGACAAGCAGAGCUGCACUCUGACCUUCCGCAGCUGGCUUCACUCAGUGAGUGAGGUUAACCUGACUCUGUGGAGGAGUGCGGAGGACAUGGACGAUGAUCAGAAGUCGUUUAUGGAUGAUGGCGAGUGGGAGCUGAUGUCUGUGCCCUCCUGCUACUGGCAGCUCCGGCUGGAUGGCAGAGACUACGCCCACAUCCAGUUCAACGUGUUGAUCCGCCGGCGCCCCCUGCUGUACGUGGUGAGUCUGCUCAUCCCCAGCAUCUUCCUCAUGGUGGUCGACGUCAUCAGCUUCUACUUGCCGCCCAACUGUGGCACGCGCAUCACCUUCAAGACCAGCAUCCACCUGGGCAACACUGUCUUCAGGGUAAACCUGAUGGACGAGAUGCCUGCCACCACCAUCAGAACACCACUCAUAGGUAUCAUACACCAGCUCCUCUCCUCAUCUUUGUUUCAAAUGUUCUCUCAUAUUGUUUGA
Salmo salar (Atlantic salmon) is the source of this 870-nucleotide messenger RNA. The record is from RefSeq and is a predicted model, not a curated record. Lineage: Eukaryota; Metazoa; Chordata; Actinopteri; Salmoniformes; Salmonidae.